Physella acuta is the source of this 4390-nucleotide messenger RNA. RefSeq lists its product as uncharacterized. The record is from RefSeq and is a predicted model, not a curated record. Lineage: Eukaryota; Metazoa; Mollusca; Gastropoda; Physidae.
AGCCAAGGGAAAAAUAAACAAAUGAAAAAAACUGAAUUUUUUCGACAAAAAAGAUGUCUCAGUAUACUCAAGAAAAUGGACCUGCUGAUUAUUUUCCUCCAAUUGCGGCACUGUUCCAAGGUGGGAUAGUUCCGAGCUCAGUGGCCCUGCAGAGCCUGAUCGCUGACAUAGAUGGACAGAUGGAUGCCAACACUAAACAGCUGGAUAGUUGCUUGCAGUCAAUCCUUAACACUGCCAACAAUCUGCCCAGUAAUCAAACCUUCUCCACACCAAAAGACGCACUUGGGUACAUGUGUAACAGCCACACACUUGAAAAGGACACGUGUUACGACCCAGAAACAGAUGAAGCUGUGGCUAUUAUCAUGGCACUGUGUGAUUCCCUUGAGAAGAGACCAGGAACUGAAGAAUCAAUCCUGCAGGAGAUUUUAAGCCUGUCCUCUGAUGAGGGCCUGUUGUUACCUCUAAGGUGCUCACAGUUGGCUGCAGUGAGCCAUUCAUCCAGUUCACUCAACAUCCAGCUGGACACUGGGGACCAGCUUAUAGAAGGUAGAUGGGCAAAACUGAUCCAAAGCAUCCAAAAGCAUAUUGUGUCAGAGCUGUUAAAGAUACCCACACUAGGGCAGAAUGUCAGAUGCCCCUGGGCUGUUAUUGAGCGACGCCUCGACCUGGUUGGAGGCUUAAGGUCCUUGGCUACGGACGACGAGGCGUGGGUGACCUAUCGUAACGUACGCGGCCAGCAGCUGGAGCAGCUGUUUAACUCCCUGCUGUUGGACAGCGACUCGGAGAACGUCAACUACAAGGAGCUGUGCUGUAACUGCGAGGCUGUGGCUGACAGGAUCAUGGAGAUGAUUGAAGAGGAUUUCUCCGUGUUGUGCACGGGCGUCUUUAAAAAACUUGGAGGAAUCUACAGGAUAUUACAUGACCUGUACCUGGAGAAAUACUCAGAUGAGAUGUCUGUCCUUGUGGAGGAGAUAGCUGAUGACAUCAGAGAGUUCAAUAAAAAAGUGGUCAAAGCAUCCAAAAGUGACCACGGCCUAGCCAAGUCUGAAGCUGGUGGCAGCAAAGCUCCACAGCCUAAAGCUGGGUCAAGGGGAAGUUUAGGUGCGACUUCUAGCGCCGACCUGUGGGCAUCCAAAACACCAACUCUGUCCCAGAGCCUAGACACCAUGUUUCUUGCUUCAAGUUAUAAAGUAGACAAGGAGAAGACUGCUGGGCCUAGAUUACAAAAGCAAUCAAGUAUGGCCUUCCCUAAAGACUGCAUCACAGCUUUGAAGCACAUAGCCCUGUCUCUGAUGAAGCUGGAAGAUUUUCUGGACAGCCUGGCCAAAAUGACCUCGUGGGAUGUCACUGGCCUGCCCACCACCAAGAAGGCCAAGAAAAAAUCCAGUCUAAGAGGUGUCCUGAAGCCUAGCUCAAGCCCAGAGAUCAAGAGACACUCCCUGAAUCUUGGCAGCAGUUUCAGCAGCAGUGACACGCCCUACGACUCCUCCACCCCCACCAUUGUUCUACCAACAGCGCAACCUUCUGACAGUACACCACCACCUAAAGUGGUGGAGAGAAACAGAUCUGAAGACAAAGUCCGCUGGGACUGGAGACUCAUCUUUAAAAAAAUCGCCUCCGGUCUGGCCACGGCCAUUGAAACCAAACUGGACAUGACCAUGUCCUCUACCCUAUCCCAUGAGACCACCUACUGGACAACGGAGCAUGUUCUGGAAACUUCUGAGGUGGAUUUUGCCCAGUUCAGUGAUAGCAUGGACCACCCUUGGAUAGUGUCAAAGGAUACUCAGGAGUUCAUCAAUGCUGUAAAUGAGUUGCUCCCCCUUGCUCGAGCUGGGAUUGAAGGCUGUCUUAUUCCAGUCAGAACUGCCUUCAUUGACUCCAUUGGGAUAGCUGUCAAAAAUUUUAAUCUUCACUGUGUCACUCUGAGCAAAGAUGUCCCCCAGAAGGCCAGCUUGAAGCAGCUCCUGAUCAUCAUCUCCAACGCUGUCCACAUCAAGAACUGCCUCACCCACCUGGAGAAUGUGCUCUCAGUUGAAGACAACAACAAGAAGUUCAUGUCCAGCCUAAUGAAGCAAUAUGCUGACCUGGUGGAUGGGCUGGGCAAGUAUCUCUUGCAGGUUCACCAUCAGCUCAUGUCCACGGCCGUCCUGAGUGAUGCAGAUAGUGGGAGCUGGACUGAGAUUAAAGAUUUCUAUGAGGAUGAGCGCUGCUCCUUCACCAUCCAGAUGUGGAACUUUUACCUGCGCAGUGUGCAGCACGACAUGUGGACAAUCCUCCCACCGAAGUUGGCCCACAAUUUGUUUGGUUCCCUCCUUCAGGACUCGCUGCUGAUCCUCAUGCAGAGGUACUCGAGGGUCAAGCCCAGCUUCCGCAGGGUCAAACAGUACAGGUAUGACAUCACCGCAGUCCUGUUAUGUGUGUCCGACCACCUUCUGAAGGCCUGCUCGUCUGUGUCCCAGUACCUUGACCCUGGACACAACGAACUCCCCCACUACAGCAUCCACAACCAGUGUUCUAACCUGUUGGCCAUGUUAGCCAUUGUUUCAUCACCAAUAGAGACUUUAUACAGGGUAUUCAAGCGUGGCUACAAUCGCAAGAUUGAGAGUCAAACAAGCGGAGAUCUACAAGUAGGUUACAACUCUCAUUGGUUGCACUACAUUUGGCCCUCGCUGAUUCACUCAGGGACUAAACACUAUGAUGACAUGCAGACAGCAGCAGCCCUGUACCUCCAUCUGUCUCUGUUUCUAAAUCAGCCACAAACUGAUUGGGGGGCCUUGACCCAGGCUCUCUUCAUGAAGGACCAGACUCUGUCCAUCCUACUCAUCACCAGGACAUGUAUGCUGGACAGUUCUCAGUCAUCCAUACUGGCCAGCAAUUUUAGAACAAAAGCGCCGCUCGCAUCCAGCAUCAGCACCGACAUCUCCCCUCCCACUGCCAUCCUCCUGGCCCAGCACUCAGCCCAGUCCUCCACAGAGUCCAACUCACCUGGGGACAACUAUUCUCUCUCACCUGUCACGGACCUACCUGUCAUGAUGGAGAUUGACACGUCCUCAGACAUCCAGCAGGUUGUGGAUGCUGUUGUCCACAUAGCGGCUCAAGUCCGUUACUUCCCUCACGCUUUGGCUAAAUGUAUUGUACCCACUAUAGAAAGACUGGCUUGCUGGGAAAUGUUUAACAUCAGAAAUCCUCUUGUCACUCCUAGAAUGCUGGUACCAGAGUGGCUGGUGGCUGUGUUCAAACUAAUGGACCCCUUCAUUGACAGGACCCUGGAGCCUAUGCUGAGGUACAUCAAUCGCGUAAAGCCAGCAGACAAGUACAUACGGCCGGUCAUCUCAUACGUGGCUGACCUGCCUUGUGGGUGUCCACCUAACUACUCACUCAAAGAUCACCCAAAUCCUCCAGAUAUGAAAGAGGUCCUGACCAGAUGUAUUCAGCUGGUGAUCCUAGAGAUAGAGAAGUGUAUUGUGGUACUGCCCUCCAGCCUGUGCUGUCUCUUCAAUGCUAUAGACAGCAACUGUAGGGACCAAGGGAUCAAGACUAGCCACAGUUGUGUGGCUUUUCAGAUCAUUACCUGGGCCAUGUGGCUCCGCUUGAGCCAGUUUGCUGCUGGCACGGAUAAACUUGGCUCCAUCAUCAGCUCUGAUGUUAGAGGUUACAUGAUGACCUUGGCCGACAGUCUGUUUCACGUCCUGGUCUAUGGUAAAGGACUCUCUACACCCCAGUUCCCUGCCAAGUUUAUGAAAAGCAACAAAGAAUGGCUGCAGCUGAGGAUUCAAAGUAUCAGAUCCUACAUCAUUGAUGAGUUUCAUGGCCAUUCUAGUACUGAUAUCACUGAGGCCACAACCAUCACUUUCACAGAUCACAUCUUUAGUAUGAUAGCCUCUAGUAUUAUGGACACACCCAAUGGCUACCAGGAGUUGAGCACAUUAUGUAACCUGGUGCGCAACAACGGACCCUGGCUACUGGAGCAGAUGGACAUCCAAAGUCCACUGACCAGCAGCACUGACAGCAGACAGAAGAAGCUCAGCUUUAAGCUCGAGGUCUCUGCCCCACCCAGGCCGGCGGAGUUUAACCCCAUAAAAGAGAUGAACAGCAUUGGGGCAUGUUCUUUCAACCAGAAAGCUAUCAUUGAGUUCCCGUUUGAUUGGCUGGCCUUGUUAACCAGCGACCUGGGGCUGAGCCAGGCAGCAUUCCGCACACUGCUGAUGAACAGGCAUGAGAUGCAGGAUGGCGCCACGCUGGAGGAGAAUGAGAAGAAGCCAGUGGAUGUUCUCAAAGCAGUUUAUGAACGUUGAUGGGUUGUUUCAGGACGAACUGUGCCAAAAUGUUUUUUUUCUUGUUUUAUGGGGGUUGUUUUUUUUUGGCAUUUGAUAGUGUAUAAAUUAGAGUA